GAAUGGACACAUUAGGGGGAGGAGCUGCUCUCGCCUGUGAGAAAACUUGACGCUAAGGGUAAGGUCGAUCAAUGGCUAAUGCCAUGGGUCCUUCACUCGAGCUAGAGGUGAAACCUUCUCCCAUGAUGAUUGUAAGCAAGGCUCCCGUUCUGGUUGCUCAAUCGAGGAAGAAACCACUGAGCAACAGCCAAGAGGUCUUGUUCACACUCCUGAACAAAAGGUUUCACAGUUACUUGGCCUCUCAAACUAGGAGCAGUGACAAUUUUGUGCUCAAGACUGAGCGAAUUGACAUCAAGAAGUGUUCUCCUGUCAAACUAAUCAAUGAUUAUGAUCAAACUGACUGUGUCUAUGCUGAUAAAAGAAACAAUGAAGUGACAGUAUCAAAAUGUAGCAAUGCUCGUAUGAAGCUUAGAUACAAAAUGAGUGACAACACUACCACAAGUUGUUCAGAUCGACCCACAAGCAACAAAAUGGAAGAAAUGGGAUGUCAAGAACUUGCUGAGCAUGUAGUCAAUCAAGCUAAAGUGAGAUUGAGGCGGAGACCAAAGCAGCGAAAAACUGUCUCCAAGGACAGCUCAAUUAAGUCUUGUAAUUACAACACACCUUCCCCUAAAAAAGUACCCCCUGAAGGCACACCCGCCAUUAGACCAUCACUUAGCAAUACUGACAAAUCAUCACUGACCACAUCUGAACAUAGUAGUCCCUGUAAGUCACCCGUAAAAGAUUUAUCAAAAAGACUUUCAGAGUCAGGAAAACCAUCAUCAAAUUUCCCUGAGAUUCCUCGUUCACCUGCUUCAUUAGUGCAGUCCCCCUGCAAGACCGUUUAUUUCUCAGAAAGACACUCUAUCACUCCAAAAGACAGUGGUAUUCCUAACGUACCACCCUCCUCACCAGAUUCCAACUUUGCUCGCUGUCACAACUACAUCCAGUCACUGUGUGAUAACAAAAGUCAGAGGCAGCUAAGAAGUCAACUGCAAGAUCUCUGUGCUCUACGAGGUCAACAAGAGUCAGCUGCUAACAAGGAGAGUCAAAUGAAGGAAAAGAGAAAACGCAAUGAAGAAGUAGCCAAACUAAAGGCAAAGCAACGAGCAGAGGUAUAUGCACUGAAUGAAAUCAUGAGACAAUUUGAACAAGAAAAGUUCAGAGAAUUCAUUUCAGGAGGAGUAUAGGAGCAGAAUCACAUGCAGUUAUUGCUUUAAGAGACUAACACAAAGCAAGUCAUUUCUAUAGAGGAGUAGAAUCACAUGCAGUUUUAUUUAUUAAAAGAGACUAAGUUAAACACACAAAGCAAGUCAUUUCUAUCGAGGAUUCAAAGUAAUAACCCACAUUAUAACCUCUCAUUUU
Molecule: messenger RNA, 1344 nt
Organism: Halichondria panicea
Lineage: Eukaryota; Metazoa; Porifera; Demospongiae; Suberitida; Halichondriidae
Exons: 5
Coding region: 72-1169 (365 amino acids)
Biological process (GO): negative regulation of protein ubiquitination; protein secretion
Cellular component (GO): apical part of cell
Source: RefSeq, a predicted model, not a curated record